GCCCCAGUUCUUUUUCAAUUCCUUCCAUUUCCUUUCCGGUUUCAUUUGCAGCAAUUACAAUUAGAAUACAUGGGAGCACGAGAAAGAAAAGCUUCCCUGCUUCACUAAAAAGGGGUUUCUUUUUUAACUGGCCAAAGCCAAAGUCUUUUCGUUAUCCCUAAGCCAGAUUCUCUCUCUCUCCCAUUUCUCAAAAUUCUUCAUUGGUGGCUUUUCAUUCACGAGCUCGGAAACAAAAACUACUCAACAAGCCCUCUUCUCUCUGGCACCGAACCCAAUAACCCACCAAACUGGUAAAUAAGUAUGAAAUCAGCAUCCCUUUCUCACCAAUCAUCUCUUUUUUUUUUUUGCUCUUCUUCGUCGACCAUUCCUUUAGCACAUUCAAAUUAAAACUUAGUUUUAUUAGGAAGGAACAAGAAGUCGAAAAAGGAAUGGCAAGAGAGAAGAUUCAGAUUAAGAAAAUUGAUAACAGUACAGCAAGGCAGGUAACUUUUGCCAAAAGGAGAAGAGGGUUGUUUAAGAAAGCUGAGGAGCUCGCCAUUCUUUGUGAUGCAGAUGUUGCUCUUAUUAUUUUCUCAUCUACUGGGAAGCUCUUUGACUAUGCUAGCUCAAGCAUGAAGGAGAUACUAGAAAGGCACCAUUUGCGCUCAAAGAACCUUGAGAAGCUGGAACAACCUUGUCUUGGGCUGCAGCUUGUAGAACACAGCAACCAGUCCAUGCUGACUAUGGAAAUAGCAGAGAAAAGUCAUCAGCUGAGGCAAAUGAGAGGUGAGGAACUCCAUGGAUUAAAUAUUGAAGAACUACAGCAGCUAGAAAAAUCUCUGGAAAUUGGGUUGAGCCGUGUGAUGGAGAAAAAGGGUCAAAGGAUUAUGAGAGAAAUCAAAGACCUUCAAAGAAAGGGAAUGCAGUUGAUGGAAGAAAAUGAACGAUUGAAACAGCAAAUAAUUAACGGCCCAAGACAAGUUGCCGGUGACUCGGACAAUAUUAUCUUCGGUGAGGAAGGUCAGUCAUCGGAGUCGGUGACCAACGUCUGCACCUCUAACGGUAACCCGCAUGACUACGAAAGCUCCGUUACAUCCUUGAAAUUAGGGUUACCAUAUUCUGGUUAACUGUGGGGAGGAUUUGAGGCGAUCGACUUGGAGUACGAUAUAAAUGAUCACUUGGAUUGAUAUUGAAAUGAAAAGCUAACUGACCUUGAUGUUUUUUAGUUCAAUUUUAAUCAAAAACUUGGAACUGAUACUUGGGUUGUGGAAACGAUAUCCUCACUUUCCAUGUCCAAAAUUUGUCCUAUAUUGUCUGGUAAUUGGAGCUCAGCUUUACAAA
Messenger RNA from Gossypium raimondii (Peruvian cotton), 1320 nucleotides. Its product is annotated as MADS-box protein SVP. Lineage: Eukaryota; Viridiplantae; Streptophyta; Magnoliopsida; Malvales; Malvaceae. Gene Ontology annotation, biological process: positive regulation of transcription by RNA polymerase II. The record is from RefSeq and is a predicted model, not a curated record. Gene Ontology annotation, molecular function: protein dimerization activity; RNA polymerase II cis-regulatory region sequence-specific DNA binding; DNA-binding transcription factor activity, RNA polymerase II-specific. The transcript is spliced from 9 exons. Gene Ontology annotation, cellular component: nucleus. The coding region runs from base 429 to 1106 and encodes 225 amino acids.